Messenger RNA from Sturnus vulgaris (Common starling), 905 nucleotides. The record is from RefSeq and is a predicted model, not a curated record. NCBI's taxonomy places the organism in Eukaryota, Metazoa, Chordata, Aves, Passeriformes, Sturnidae.
AUGUUGGGCCAUUGGCAGGUGAACGGGGAGGUGACACUGCUCCCAGUGCUCCUGGCAGACGGGAAGGUGCGGGUCCGUCCCAGUGGGCUCCGCGUUGCUCUGGAGACAGAUUUUGGUCUCCGAGUCUCCUACGACUGGAACUGGCACCUCUUGAUUGACCUCCCCAGCAGCUACUUCCGCCAUGUCCGUGGCCUCUGCGGGAAUUUCAACCUCAAGCCCCUUGAUGAUAUCCCUGAGGCUGGUGACAACAUCACUGCCAUCAUCACUUGGGCCAAAAGCUGGAAAAGUGCUGACUCUGAGGUCGACGACCCAAUUUGUUGGGAUUAUUGUGAUGGAGCAUGCCCAGUAUGUGAUGAGGAGAAGAAGGAGCUUUAUGGCGGGAACCAGUACUGUGGGAUUAUCAAAAAAUCCUUCCAGGGGCCCUUCAGAGCAUGCCACAACAUAGUGAAGCCUCACGACUUCUAUCGCAACUGCCUUUCUGACCUUUGCCUGAGCGAUGGGGCGAGAUCGAUCCUCUGCCAGGUGCUGGAGACAUAUGCAGCGACAUGUCAGAAGCAUGGGGCCGUGGUCCAUGACUGGAGGACGCCAUCAGGAUGCCCCUUACCUUGCCCUGAAAACAGCCACUAUGAGCCCUGUGGCAAUGCCUGUCCAGCCACCUGCUCCAACUGGGACAAUCCGGCCACUUGUGAUCAGCCCUGUGUGGAGACCUGUGCCUGUAACGCUGGCCACGUGCUCAGUGGUGGACAGUGCGUGCCAGUGUCUCACUGUGGCUGCACCCGUGACGGCCGCUACUACCGCCCUGGCGAGGAGUUUUGGGGUGAUGACACCUGUCACUCCAGGUGCAGGUGUGACACGGAGCUGGGAAUGGUGGUGUGCAAGGACUCCAGGUGUAAGCCUGGUGAGGU